AUGGAUCCGGCGGCACUCUUCGGCAAUGCCAAUGUGCACUAUGUCAACGAAGAGUACGAGGAGGCUUUGAAGAACUACACAAUGGCAGUGACGCUGGAGGACUGUGUGGUCUAUCGAACGUGCCGUGCUGCGUGCUACCUGAAGCUUGGAAGGUAG
This is a messenger RNA of Symbiodinium sp. CCMP2592, 156 nucleotides long. The record is from the annotation of a GenBank genome assembly. Lineage: Eukaryota; Dinophyceae; Suessiales; Symbiodiniaceae.